CGUUUCACUGGUUGGGUCGUUUGGUUUGAAAACUGGCAUCCAGCAGCCAGAUGGCAUGGCAGUCGACGUUUCUCUCACCAUGUCUAAAUCCAUGUUCCAGCCUAAAGACUAUCUAAAUUACAAAGCUCUCUACAAAAGAGCUUUCUAUAUUGCAUACCUUGCAGACCAGCUGAUCACGCUAACGGCAAAAAAUCACCUGCCGGUUAGAAUAUCCUACGAGUACGUGAAUGGCGAUAGAUUGUGUCCAAGCAUCAGGAUAGAUAGUGUCACGCCAGAUAAAGUUCACGACAACGAUCUAGUAUUUGAGGAUACAAACUUUAGAAUCAGGCUUCUGGUCGGAUUCGAGUAUGGGUUGUUCGAAAGCAAAAAACUUCUUCCCGAUAGGAACUGUGUCCGCAUUCAAACCGACGACGAGCUACCUCCAACGCCUCUGUACAACUCUUCCAUCCUGUCUUCCACAACCUACAAAUACUAUCUCAAGUACCUAUACGCCACAAAGAAGACCACCGACUCCUUUAGAGAUGCGACGGUGCUAGGAAAGCUCUGGCUGAGACAACGUGGCUUUGGCUCCCAUUUUAAUAAAGGCGGUUUUGGACAUUUUGAGUUUGCUGUACUGAUGGCUGCGCUUUUGGCGGGCGGUGGUGAGAACGGGAACAAGGUGUUGCUCCACGGUUACUCUAGUUACCAGCUAUUUAAAGGGACGAUCAAGUACUUGGCCACGCAGGACCUCGUCGACGACGGGUAUCUUUCAUUCAGUUCCAUUGUUGGCGAUAGUGGCUCAAUUUACAAAAAGGGCGGAUUUAACAUCCCAACUCUGUUCGACAAGACUACCAAGAUCAACAUUCUGUGGAAAAUGACGGCUUCUUCCUACCAAGCGUUGAAAAAGCAAGCAAGUGAGACACUGGACCUCUUGAACGAUGUUGUGCAAGACCGCUUUAAACAGACAUUUAUCUACAAAAACACACAAAAGUACUUACAAUAUGACAUGUUUGUGUCGGUUCCAUUGAAAGAUUUGAACCAGCAAGACAAAUUUGGUCCUAUAGAGAAAAUCACUUUCCUGACAUACGAGAAUUUUGUAUGCAGCAAAGUCCACAGACUGGUCUCCCGUGCAUUGGCUGAAAGAGCUACUCAUGUUGUUGUUAGACUUUCCAAUACUGAGGACAAAUGGGGCAUUCAAAAGAGGCGUCCUGACACCCAGGAUAAACAGGUCGAGAUCGGACUGUAUUUGAACGCGACCGAGUGUGAAAAGAAAAUCACCAAAGGCCCUCUCCAUAAUGAUGAGGAAAACGCUAUUCGGUUUCGCUCCUUUUGGGGCGCAAAAGCUCAAGUCAGAAAGUACAAAAAUGGAAAUAUACAGUACAGUUGUCUGUGGCCUGCCAAUGAGCUUACGGUGGUGUCUAUUCUGAAAUACGUAUUUGAGCUUCAUAUCAGCUCCAGUGCAAAACUCGACUUUAAUACAGACAGGUUCUGGAAGAUGCUGCCUGUGCCACUGACCUCGAAUUUGAUGCAGCUAAUUCCGUCCAAUUUCCAGCAGCUGAAAAACUCCUACUCCGAGUUAUGCAAAGUUCUGAAUAAAAUAGACCUCCCGCUGAGUGUCAAGUCCAUUUUGCCAGCUUCGUCCGCUUUGCGAAACACCUCCCUAAUACUGCCCGUUCCUUAUGCCGUGUCGAACCCAGACUUCUUCAACGAGUCGAUUCUACAAUUUGAGUCGUCGACAAAAUGGCCAGACGAGCUGUUAGCUCUCGAGCAAACAAAAACUGCAUUCCUUCUAAAGAUCAACGAUUAUCUCGCCAAAAAUACAAACUACAAGUCCUACUUGGAAGAAGAUCGCACUUCUGUUCCUUACAACACCGAAAUCAAAGUUCUACGUGUGCUCUCGCCAGAUGGUUACGGAUUCAGCUUCCGAGUUUUAACCGAGCGUGACGAAGUACUAUAUCUUCGUGCUAUCGAGAACGCUCCCGAAAAGCAACGUAAGACCGUUGCUGACAUUUAUUUGGCAUUUAAUCAGAGAUACAUGGGCUCCGUCAAGCAUCACCGGGCCAUCGCCUCUCUAAGCACGUACUUCCCAUUUUAUUCUGCCACAGUACGUCUUUUUAAGCGCUGGCUUGACGCGCAGCUUCUUCUGUCCCAUUUCAAUGACGAGCUUGUCGAGCUUCUGGUGAUGAAGGUGUUUGUGGACCCUGCUCCAUACUCUGUUCCUGCCAGCGUCGAGGCUGGCUUCCUUCGCACCUUACAGUUCUUGAGUCAAUGGAACUGGAAGGAGGAACCACUUGUUCUUGAUCUUGCAAAAGAUCUUGAGAAAAGCGGAAACUACAUUGAUCUCGUCUCAGAACAAUUGACUGUCCAGACUUACCAGACAAUUAGCGGAAACUUCAGCAAACUGCGCAAGGAGGAUCCACAGGCUAUCAGGACACAGCUAUUUGUGGCAUCUAAAGAGGACCCUUCUGGAAAAUUGUGGUCGUUUGGUCUUUCUCUGCCUAUUGCGACAAGACUGACUGCUCUCAGUAAGGCUGCCGUGGCCGCUGUCAGCAAGACGCUUAACCAGAAAACUUUGAACCUAAUAUUCACUCCGGCGCUGAAAGAUUAUGAUAUUGUGCUAAAGAUCAGAACGCCUGUCGAGCUGGCCUCAAAGUCUGGUAUCUUGCCAGAAAACAAAUUCAAAAAUCUGGUGGCCACGUCGUUGGUGGCCUCCGAUGACAUUUCUUCCGAACAGGACCCAGUUCCUGCAUUCUGUAGCGAGUUGAGGGCUCGCUUCAGUAACGUGAUGCUCAUCUCGUGCGGGAAGUACACCGGACUCAGAAAAGAAGGCCGUUGCAACGUUAUCGCUGGCAUACUGAACCCAGUGAUAGGAAAUUCCAAAAAGAAGUUUCGGGUUAACGUUGGCUACGAUGUCGAGCCUACCGAUGAUGAGCAGCUCAAACUUAAUAAACAUUCUCUGCUCAGUCAAAUUGCGCUCCUGGGUGGUGAUUUGAUUGAAUCUGUAGACUUAAAUAGGUGGGAAUAAUAUAGAGUAAUUCAUAAGAAC
This is a messenger RNA of Ogataea polymorpha, 3025 nucleotides long. RefSeq lists its product as uncharacterized. The transcript has a single exon. Gene Ontology annotation, biological process: tRNA export from nucleus; rRNA processing. Gene Ontology annotation, cellular component: UTP-C complex; CURI complex; small-subunit processome. The record is from RefSeq and is a predicted model, not a curated record. NCBI's taxonomy places the organism in Eukaryota, Fungi, Ascomycota, Pichiomycetes, Pichiales, Pichiaceae. The coding region runs from base 80 to 3004 and encodes 974 amino acids.